AUGGCCGAAAUCGCUGCUGGAGCUGUCGUUGCUGAACAGGUCGUGUCAACCACUAUUGAAGGCGGCGCUGUCGCUGGGUAUGCUAUUGCCAAGAAGACGUUGCCGCUGAAGGCUACCUUCACGCGCAUAGCCGUGUCCGAUCUGAUCCGCCGCCACUCUCACACUGUCAGUGUGGUAAAAGGAAAAGCGUACAUCUUCGGCGGCUUUACUCCCGAUGGCACCCUUGCUGGCAACGAAUUCCACCAGUUGACCUUGUCUUCCAAGGAGAAGACCGAUUACAAGUGUAUCCCAGCCCUGCCUGAGGAUGAUGCUUCUUCUGUUCCCCCACCUCGUGCAGGCCAUUCUGCUUCAGUGUUCGGGAAGAACAUCAUCAUCUACGGUGGACUUGAUGAGGCAGGAAACUCGGUGGAGGAUGGCUCCAAGCUAUGGUCCUUCAACACCGACACUCUCAAGUGGACUCUCCGAACCUCACAAGGCCCCAAGGACUGCCAGUUCUACCAUGGAUCUAUUGUUCAUGGCAACAACCUCCUACUCUAUGGAGGUUACAGCAGGCCAGCUGGCACAAAUGACUUACGUUCUCUCCCAAGCCUCAGCUCAGUUGACGUCACAACUGGUGUCUGGCAGGCUUACGAGGACCAGGCAUUAUCGCCUGUUGGUACGCCUGCGGGCCUUGCAUUCUCUCAAGAUAAGGUCUUCACCGUCGGCAUCGAUUCGAAGUUCCAGGCUCCAGUCCACUACUACGAUCUCCAAGCCGCCACCACCGAUGCUCGUUGGGAUACCAUCCCUGUACCUUCAAACCCUCUCGUUCCUGGUCCUGACACCUCUAGAGACGGCGCUGGUGUGAUCACUAUCUCAACUGGACAGGGACGCAAAUACCUGCUUUACCUGUUCGGUCAGAAGCACGGUGAUGGCCAGCCCACUAGCUUCCCGCCCAAAUCCCAGGAGUUAUUCAGCGAUGCCUGGACCUUCCAGCUUCCUUCCACCAACACUUCUCUUGCGAGUGCCAAGGAUGCAGCGAGGCUCAAGCUUGGGAUGGACUCUGGUGAGGAUAGUUGGGCCGAGGUUGAGCUGAAGCUGCAUAAAGAGGAGUUCGCACAUGAGGGUAAGGUCCAUCCCGGGCCCAGGUCAUUCUUCGCAGCCUCGAAUUUCGAUGAUAAAUCAGUGAUUCUAUGGGGUGGCCUGAACCCUAAGCAAGAAGUUGAGGGUGAUGGCUGGAUCAUCAAGAUGGAGUGA
This is a messenger RNA of Lasiodiplodia theobromae, 1233 nucleotides long. RefSeq names its product Kelch domain-containing protein. Gene Ontology annotation, molecular function: protein binding. Lineage: Eukaryota; Fungi; Ascomycota; Dothideomycetes; Botryosphaeriales; Botryosphaeriaceae. Bases 1 to 1233 code for a protein of 410 amino acids. The record is from RefSeq and is a predicted model, not a curated record. The transcript has 2 exons.